Molecule: messenger RNA, 4472 nt
Organism: Pocillopora damicornis (cauliflower coral)
Lineage: Eukaryota; Metazoa; Cnidaria; Anthozoa; Scleractinia; Pocilloporidae
Biological process (GO): neuron migration
Cellular component (GO): membrane; cytoplasmic vesicle
Source: RefSeq, a predicted model, not a curated record
UCGAAAGAGGGCAGAAUCAACUUCCUUACGAAUUUUCCGUAAGAAAAUGCAUCAUUUUUCUUCAAAAUUCAACAUGAGGUGAACAGCAGAAGAUGCAAAGAAUGUGUUAUCGGUGAAGGCAGGUUGCCCCUUUACAAACUUCACCAUGGUACCAUGAGGAAACAAUAUAGGUGGCAAACAAUCUCCGUCAUUCUACUUCUAGUACUACUGUUGUCAUUAAUUGCUACAGCGAAGGCUUUAUCAAACAGUACAAAGAACUUACAGGGUCCCAUCGAAUCCUGUGCGCAGAGCCCGAUUCGCCAAAACGUAACUCUUCGUGGUGGAAUUAACGCAGGAAGUUUUAAGAAAUUGGCUCAGUUUGUUGCAAUGCAACUUUGUAUUCGCUUGUGCUGCGAGGAAAAGGGUUGCGACGUCGCGCUCAUGUCCGGCAAAAACUGCUAUGGGGUACAAUGCUUCAGUGAAGAAUUGUGUACUGCUGUACUAGCGAAGAAAGCGCCAUCUUCGUUGAUGAUUUCUCAUGUCACAAUAAAAGGAGAGGAAGGUAACAGUCGUAGAAUUCACCCUGUUCCGCAGAAUCUGAAGUGUGCAGAAAGCAAAGCAGAGGACGGCGUGACCUUAAAAGGUGGAAUUUCUGCUGGAAACUUCACGGAUGUAGGAAGUGUGGAAAGCGUGGAUUCCUGUACGCGACUUUGUUGUGUUUCAGAAAAGUGCGACCUAGCUCUAAUCAUAAAAGGGCAUUGUUUCUUAGUAUCUUGUUUUACUAAAGAACUAUGUAAGACAGUGAAAUCUGAGACUAAGAAUUAUCAGCCCACUGUGGCAUUUGUGCGAAGAUGGGUCACAAAUGUCACCGAGGACACAGCUAUAACGUUGAGCAACCUUCCAGCUACAAACUCAAAACUAAUGUGCAAAAACAGUGAUAUAAAAUACAACUCGACACUAAAAGGUGGAAUAAAGGCUGGUAACUUCACAGAUUUGGGUAAAAUAUCCGAGAUAUCGACAUGCAUUCGUAUGUGUUGCGGUAGAAAGGAUUGCGACGUGGCACUGAUGUUAGAGGCGAACUGUUACGCGGUAAAUUGUUACAACGAGGAUCUCUGUCAGCCUGUGCUUGCGCGCAAGUCUGGUUUACUGACCAACCUGAGUCCGAGGUUAUCAUACAUAACAAGUCGAGAUGAGGAAGCUCUCCCACAAGAAAUAGCCAUUGGUAACGGCAUGUAUUGCAGACCUAGCGUUGUAUCAUAUGACGUUACACUCCGCGGUGGACUUUCCGCGGGAAAAUUCACUCCAAUUGGUCACGUGGACAAUAUGGAAGCAUGUGUUCAUUUGUGUUGUAAGAGAAAUACUUGUGAUAUCGCCCUGAUGUUAAGGGACUCUUGUUAUGCUAUCACGUGUGCCAGCGAAGAACUCUGCGAAGAGGUGCCAGCUCCUUCUUCUGAUUUUUACCCCAGACUUUCCUACGUUAGAAGAGAUAUUGGGAGUCAGAACAAGAAAGAACAUACUCAGACCAAGACUGAGACAAUACAUCAAGCUAAUGACACCCAAGAUCGAGAGGACCUAGAUACUAAGGAAGAGGGCUACUGCACAAACAGUGAGGUGAUGACAAACGUCACUCUGCGAGGCGGGAUUUCUACUGGACAUUUUCGGGAUCGGGGAAAGGUCCCAAACAUGAGAGCUUGUGUUGAAAUAUGCUGCAUCUCAAAAAGCUGCGAUGUCGCAUUUAUGUUGAAAAACAACUGCUUUUCAGUCAUGUGUUUUAACGAGAAACUGUGCGAGGCUGUGCGGGCGCGGUCAUCGAUUUACGCCCCCAGAAUUGUUUAUAUUUACGCCAGGACAAAGAGCAAUUUACUUGCUCCACAAAGCGUCAGAAAACGUCGAAGUGAGCAUUUAAAUAAAAAUACUUUUCGUGAGCAGUUAUCCGACGUGCCUAUAUCGGAUACAAGGCUUAAACUUGACCGAGACAGAUACAAGCGCCAAAUGCACAGAAAGGUAGACAGUAAGGAAAGCCUUGUAUCAGAAAUAACCAAUGUCAAACCUCUGAAAUGCCCGCACGGGCCGAUACUUUCUAAUGUCACUCUUCGACAUGAGCUGCGUGCCGGGAAAUUCUCGCGACUUGGCAAAGCUGAAGACAUGGAGACCUGUAUCCAGAUGUGCUGUGACAAGGAUGACUGUGAGAUGGCUUUUAUGCCUGGAAAUCACUGCUAUGGUGUUGACUGUUUUAGUCAGAAACAUUGUGAGAUUACUACUGUAAAGCCUAGCAAUGUUACAGUCAAGAUUGCAGCCGUGCGACCGAUUGCCGUAAACCCGGCAAAGGAUCAAAUUGCAGUUUCAGUGGAAGAUCCGUCGACUCAGGAGGAACUUCACUGUACCCAGAGUCCAAUUUUAAAGAAUGUGACUCUAAGAGGUGGAAUAAAAGCUGGAAAUUUCAGCGACCUUGGUGACGAGAAGAACAUGCACAUGUGCAUUGCGCUCUGCUGCGAGCGUAAGACUUGCGACCUGGCCUUCAUGAUAGGAGGAACAUGUAUAGCAGUAGACUGUUUCAGUGAGGAGCUCUGUCAGGCAGUCAAGGCGAGACCCACGAAAUAUGACCCGCAAAUAGCCUUCAUCAGGCGUAGAGAGCUUCAGAGGCCAGCGAGAAAAGCAAACGUCCUCCCAACAGCACCAAGUUCAGAAAUACCAACCAUGAAAAUACAUGAGAUUAUCAGCGACAAGUUGCCUCACCCAACCAUACUAAAAACUAGCACGUGCUCGGCUAGCAAAAUCUACCCAAACGUCACUUUGCUCGGAGGAAUUAAAUCCGGAAACUUUACAUCACUGGGAAAGACUAAAAACAUGCAGGAGUGCAUUGGAAAAACGUGCGAACUGGGGAGUGGUGAUUUAGCCUUCAUGCUGGGAAGCUACUGUUACUCAGUUACAUGCUCAAGUGGUAGAGUUUGUCAGACAAUUCCCGCUCAGCCUUCCAAGUUCUACCCCAGAAUAGCGUUCUUAAAGUGGGCGCCAAAAAUAAACGAAACAGAACUGCUCGAGGACGAAGGUGCUGACUAUACAGCCAUUCCUAAAUGUACUCGUAGCCACAUCUUGUACAACCAUACUUUAUUAGGAGGUCUUAGAGCUGGAAACUUUACGCACAUAGCCGAAGUGGAUAGCAUCGAGACAUGCGCGGCUCUUUGUUGUGCUGAGCAGACAUGUGACCUGGCCUUGGUUUUAGGAGAAAACUGUUACGCUGGAGACUGCGCAAGUAAAGAGCUUUGUGUACCUGUACCAGUUCAUCCUACAGCCAAUAAAGGAUCGCAGAUUGCGUAUAUCACCUCGAGGAAAAAGGUCGAAGAACCAGGCACAGACUGGAGUUUGUGGUAUAUCAUAGUUGGCUCUAUCGCUAUUGGUAUCGGCAUAACUGGAAUUAUGUGGACCCUCUGUACCUGUUGGCAUCGUGGAAGACGACUGCGAUCGAAAGACGAACCAAGUGACAGAUUUACCAUGAUGAACGAAUGCGGUGAUUCACCUCAAGGACUAGAAAUGUUACCACAGGGCUGGAAUCUACAAAAGUUUGGCCAACAAUACAAUAACUUCGGGGAUCCCAAGUGCAUAAAAAACGGCCCGAUGUUUUUGAGCGAUAGUGAAAGUGAUUCAGAUGAGGACACAGAGGUGCCUCGCCGGAACAGAAUUCCGUCCCUUAAAGAAGCGCAGUCUAUUAAGAAAUCCCUCAGUUAUAACGGCCCUCCGCCACCAUGCUCUGUGGAAAGAUUUAACGGACCCAGUGUCAUAAGCUUGGAUUCCAAGUCGAGACGAGCAAUGCAGAACUUAUAACGUGUGUAAGGCAAAGCAUUAUAACAGAGAAGAUCUAUUUCUCUUUAAUUUAGCAUGGUCGGCAUGGUUAGAAGUAAACUUUUUCAUAAAAGAACAAAAAGAAAAGAAAACAAAAAAAAGCAUCUUCUAGGGAGCUGAUGGAAGAGGUAUCGAAGAGUUUCAUUAAAUGUACAAGGCCGCCUGAAUCAUUCUUAGCAAACAUCGCAUCCUUAAUAGUAUGACUGGAAUAUUUAUUGUUUGUCUCUGUCGUAGAAUGCCUUUAAAAUGCAGGUCCGUUAUUUUAGAAGGAGACUAUAAGCUUAACUCAUUUACCGCUAUCGUAGAUUUCUCCAAUGUUCAAAUGAGAAAAUGUAAAAGGAGUUUUCUAGGUUCUGCAUGUACUUAGGCACUUGUAAUGGUUAGAUCUUAGCGCAGUCACCUAGUAAGAUCUCAUAUGUUGAUUUCUCAUGCCUCAGUUGUGAUUGAGGGGAAAAGACUUUUGCUGAAGGAUGUCACUUAGUUGCUUUCUGCGCAUUUUUUUAGAUUUUGUAAGCUGUGUUUAGAUCUCAGUGGUGUAAAUAGGAAAUUUUAGACAGUAGGAGGAGAGAGACUGACAAAACCGAGAAGCCCUUGGCAUUGUAUUUAUAAUUUGUAAUUAACCAUGUAAAACGAAAAUAAAAUGUUUUAUCUUU